Molecule: messenger RNA, 2049 nt
Organism: Amborella trichopoda
Lineage: Eukaryota; Viridiplantae; Streptophyta; Magnoliopsida; Amborellales; Amborellaceae
Product: Protein kinase superfamily protein
Biological process (GO): protein phosphorylation
Molecular function (GO): ATP binding; protein kinase activity
Source: RefSeq, a predicted model, not a curated record
UAUCAGAGAGCGCUUUCACCUGUGUGUGUAUUGGGAACUGGUGAUGCACAUAACCAGAGAAGAAAUGACCACAUUUGUCACCUUCUCCUUUCCACUUUUAAAUGCCAUUCAUGCCCUUCUUUUUGUCCAAUCGAACCGUACAAGCACCUGCAACCAGGAGGUAUGCAGUACCGUGUGCAGUGCCCCCAUCACCAGAGCCCCAAGUUUCAGUUGUCGGCCCCUGUUGCGGCACCUCACACUGCAAAUUUGCUUUCAAACCCUAAUUUAUGGGGGCUCCAAUCCUAUUUGUAAAUUGUAACGAUUGCUUUCAAGAACCCUUAAUUCUGUUUGCUCUCUCAACUCCUUGUUUUUCAUCUGCUAUGCUUCUCGUUCUCUUUGACGAGAUGAAGAGGCUCUCUGGGAAUCUGAUUUCAAAACCGUAACUAAGGCUCUGGCGGCUUCUCUGCUAUUUCUGCUCUUUGACGAGAUGAAGAGGCUCUCUGGGAAUCUGAUUUCAAAACCCUAAGUAAGGCUCUGGCGGCUUCUCUGCUAUUUCUACUUGUUCUGAGACCCUUUUAUUCUUAUCUCUGUAACAAUCGGAGGAAAUGAAGAAGCUCCAUAGAAAGCUACUUGAGAAGGAAGUGUAUGGAGAUAGCAGAAGGGCUGGGGUGGUCCUGCUUGUCAUCUUUGUUCUCGCUGUGCUUGCUGUUGUGUCUUUGCUUGUGGCCCUCAGCUAUUACUGCUACAUCAGAAGCAGGGUCUCCAAACGCUCUAGGGAUCAGAAGAUGAAGGAUGAAAAAGUUGGUUCUGCAAGUGUCAAAUCUGGUACUGAGAAAGGAAUUCAGGUAUACACAUAUAAGCAGCUCUAUUCUGCAACAAAUGGGUUUAGUUCAGGAAACAUUAUUGGCCAUGGUGGAUUUGGAUCGGUCUACAGGGGUGUCCUUCCAGAUGGGAGAAGAAUUGCUGUUAAAUUGAUGGAUAGAUCUGGGAAACAGGGGGAAGAGGAAUUCACAAUGGAGGUGGAGCUACUUAGCCGUCUCCGUUCUCCUUAUCUUCUGGGUCUGCUUGGACAUUGCUCCGACAACGAACAUAAAUUAUUGGUCUAUGAGUACAUGGCAAAUGGCAGCCUGCAAGAGCUGUUGUAUUUGGACAACGGCUCUAAUGGUGGUGCUUCAAAGUUAGAAUGGGAAACAAGGUUGAGAAUAGCUCUUGAUGCUGCUAAAGGACUCGAAUACCUCCAUGAACAUGUCAACCCGCCUAUAAUCCACAGGGAUUUCAAGAGCAGCAACAUUCUCCUGGAUAAAAAUUUUCAUGCUAAAGUAUCGGAUUUUGGUUUGGCUAAGCUUGGAUCAGAGAAAGCUGGAGGGCAUGUGUCAACCAGGGUAUUGGGCACCCAAGGUUACGUUGCACCGGAGUAUGCAUUGACAGGGCAUCUAACGACCAAGUCAGAUGUUUACAGCUAUGGAGUUGUGCUUUUGGAGCUCUUAACAGGUCGGGUUCCUGUUGACAUGAAACGGCCACCUGGGGAGUGUGUUCUUGUCUCUUGGGCUUUGCCCAGGCUCACGGAUAGGGAAAAGGUGAUUGAGAUUAUGGACCCGGCAUUGGAGGGUCAAUAUUCAAUGAAGGAUGCGAUCCAGGUGGCUGCAAUCGCUGCCAUGUGCGUGCAAGCGGAGGGUGAUUACAGGCCUCUAAUGGCUGAUGUGGUUCAGUCGUUGCUCCCUCUUGUGAAGCACCUUAGGUCCUCUUCUAAGGUAACAAGCUGCCCUACCUACCCACCUACUGGUGAGCAUGUUAAUGUUGGUUGAUGAAUUUCCAGGCUUCACAUGCUAAUGCUUAGUGAUUGAAUUUCAAGGAUCUCGCUCCCUCCCUUCCUCACACCAAGUGUUUUAUUUGUUCAGGGUAUGAAAGGAAAAUAGAAAUGCUGGGACACUAAUAACUAUUUUUGUGGUAGCCUCUUUCUUAUGUUAUUCUGGUGGCAGUAGAAAACUGUUGUUCAUUGUAUUAUGCACACGGUUUUUAUGUGUCCAUGUAGAAAUGAGUCACCUUUUAAAAAUCUAUAUUUGAGAUGGA